Hyla sarda is the source of this 165-nucleotide messenger RNA. RefSeq names its product apelin receptor early endogenous ligand (gene APELA). Gene Ontology annotation, biological process: apelin receptor signaling pathway; heart development. Lineage: Eukaryota; Metazoa; Chordata; Amphibia; Anura; Hylidae. Bases 1 to 165 code for a protein of 54 amino acids. Gene Ontology annotation, molecular function: apelin receptor binding. The transcript has 2 exons. The record is from RefSeq and is a predicted model, not a curated record.
AUGAAAUUUCAGAAAUUAUUUCACAUUCUAUUUAUUAUCCUGAUGAGUUUGCUUCUUAUUCAUGGACAGAGACAAGGAAACCAUGGUCAAAGGAGAAGACCCCACAGACACAACUGUUUCCUGAAAAGGUGUAUGCCUCUUCAUUCCAGAGUGCCCUUCCCCUGA